UACACUCCUCCAAGCCCUUACUUACAGACCCCAUCCGAAUGGUUUAGUUUACGGCAGUGGGAAGAGGGAGAACACUGGGGCAGCAGACAGACUGUGUGACAGCUGACUUACUUUACAACACCUUGAGUGAGUGUUUAUCCCAGGACAAGAAAGAAGAGCAAAAUGAGCUGUCCUUGUGCCUAGUGUCUCUACUGAACCUCUGGAGGGCUAAGCGUCACUGAUCAUCUCUCUCUGGAUCUGUGGGUGUGAAGUUUCCCUCCUCCUAACCUCUGAUCUGAGAGAUCCACCUGGGCUCUACAGGACCAUGAGCGCCUCAGCAGCCAACCUCCACAACAAGCGCCUGCCUUGACAUACACCAAUCACACACCAGCCUAAAACCCAGUAGAAACAUGUUCUCAACCCUGGAAACAAUGAAAAGGAAGACCACAACAAAUGAACAUUGUUUCAGUUAUUAAGAUGACUCUUGAUGUGCGCAGACCCCAUUUCUCCUGUCAUCUUCCUGAGUCAGCAUGGCAUGACAGUGGCACAUCUGAUUGUCGGAGACAGAACUUUGUCAGAGGGUCACAGACAUGGAUGCAGCGCAGCAGCUGAAGCUGAGAGAGAGACAGCGCUUCUUUGAGGAGGUCUUUCAGCACGAUGUGGAUGUCUACCUGUCCUCUGCACACCUGCAGGUUGACUACAAGAGGCCUCCGCUUGGCAGUGUGUCAUCCAUGGAGGUGAAUGUGGACAUGCUGGAGCAGAUGGAGCUCUUGGACAUCUCAGACCAGGAAGCCCUGGACGUCUUCCUCAGCUCCAGUGGAGAGGAGGGGGGGCUGGCCUCCCCACUGCCAGUUCAUGGGAUCAACAACAAUAACCAUGAUGGCAUCAUCAAACGUGGACUACAUCGAUGCAUCCACAGCAGCUGUGAUGGAAUGUCUCGCGUGUCCUCCACUUCCUCUACUUCAUCCUCCGACAGCCAGAACGCCAAUAAGGAUGGAGGGGAAACCCCUGUUGUCCAAUCAGAUGAUGAGGAUAUGCAGGCUGACAGGCUCUUACUGAUGGACACUUCUCCAGGGAAGGACAAUGAGAAGGAUCGGCCCGUACUGUCUUCAUAAACAUUCUUUUCACAAGCUG
Messenger RNA from Osmerus eperlanus (European smelt), 1113 nucleotides. Its product is annotated as dysbindin. Gene Ontology annotation, cellular component: cytoplasm. Lineage: Eukaryota; Metazoa; Chordata; Actinopteri; Osmeriformes; Osmeridae. Bases 570 to 1094 code for a protein of 174 amino acids. The record is from RefSeq and is a predicted model, not a curated record. Gene Ontology annotation, biological process: negative regulation of protein kinase activity. The transcript has 5 exons.